Molecule: messenger RNA, 2346 nt
Organism: Loa loa (African eye worm)
Lineage: Eukaryota; Metazoa; Nematoda; Chromadorea; Rhabditida; Onchocercidae
Exons: 22
Coding region: 1-2346 (781 amino acids)
Source: RefSeq, a predicted model, not a curated record
AUGUCUCCUCAUUCACAUAGAAAGGAUACUUCAAACAGAUCAGUAGACCAUAAAGGUAGUAGAUUAUCGUCGCAAGAUGCGCAAAUUGUUAAUGAAGGUGACCGUGAAGCUCCGAUUGAUGAAGAGGAACGAGAAGAUGGAUCUUAUUGCAAAGAAUAUUUUCGAUAUGAAAACAUUGUUGUGUUAAUUAAUAAAAAUAGUCAUAAUUUGUUGAACAUAAUGCAGUUUAUUAUUGGAAAGUACUCAGAAACAUCAACCGAUAUACAGAAGCCUCAGAGGGAGAGCGAUAUUUUAGAUCAAAGUGAAAUACGAACAUAUCAGUCAGCACACAGGACAGAAAAGGAAGAACAAACAGGAAAUGGAGAUGAGUAUGAAAAAUUGAAGCAGCAAAAGGAAGAAGUUGAACGUGAGCUGAUUGAAAAAGAAAGAAGGUUGAAUAAUUUGGUACAAACAAUCAAUGAUUUGCAAUUUAAAUUGAGCGAGCAAAAACAAUAUUCUGAUGUUACCCAAGCCAGGGUCAAAGAUUUGGAGACAAUGCUAGAUGAAGAAAGGAAUAAAGGAGAAUCAUUAAUGAACCUCAAUACGGAAUUAAAUAUGAAAAUCGAAAGUCUUUCACUUUCUCAACAGCCUGAAAUCGAAUAUGAUGGCUUGCGACAGUCGCCAAAAGCUGAAUUAGAAGAGAAAAAUUAUGAAAUUGAGAAACUGAACAAAAAGAUCGAUGAAUUGAAAUUAAAUCUUGACGAAUAUACACAAUGGUUAGAAGAAGCAAAUGACAGAACAAAUCAUCUGGAAAAUGUGUGCAAAGAGAGAGAUUGUGUUAUCGAUGAUGUGACAAAUAAACUUCAUGACGUAGAACGUCGUCUUCACGACAUUUCAACUCCUCAAAGUACUGAGAAUUUGAAUUCUUUGAUAGAUGAUCUGCGUAAAGAAAUUAACCAAAAGAAUGAUUACAUCGAUCAGUUAGAAAAAGCCAAGAACGAUGCGCAAUGGUAUCUUGGCGAGCAUCAACAUUGGCUACAAGAUGCUAAUACCAAAAUUGGUAUUCUGGAAAAUGAAAAAUUAGAAGGAUGGCGAAAAGUUUGUGAGUUGGAAGAAAUGCUUAGUCAGGCUGAAAUUGUUGCUGCCACAAUUGAUAAUUACAGUGAAAUGAAAGGAAAAAUGGAGGAAUUGGAACAAAUUAUUGAGGAGAAAAAGCGUGAAUAUGAUAAAUUAAACGAGCAAAAAAAUGAAAUAGAAGUUAUUUUGGAAGAUGCUAAAAAACGGAUUCAAUAUUUGGAAGAUGAGGAAGCUGAAAAAGAUCUUUUGAUUUUAUCGAUAAGUAAAGAAUUGGGCGAAUUAAAAGCGGUACGGAUUGAUGCUUUUCAACAGUUGCAUGAAAAAAUCGAUAGCUUGGAAAUAUGUUUGAAGAAAAAAGAACAACAACAAAUAAUAAAAGCUGAAUCAGGCGAUGCUGAAAUUGAAUAUAAGAAAGUUAAAUGGUUGUUGGAAGAUUUGGAAGAGGAUAUUUUCGAUGUGGACGAUGAUCAUUUCAAUGAUUCAAUUGAACCGAAAAAUAAAACUGACUUAACUUUUAUAGAACAGUUCAAGAGAAGGAUCAAAGAACUGGAAAAUGCCACGCAAAAAUUUAAAAAUGAUAAAGAUGCAGCAAUAGCAAAGCUUUAUGAAAUUGAACCAAAGAUGGAAGAUUUGAAGAAAGAAAUACAGGAAAAAGAUCAACAAAUAAUACAAAUGGAAAAAGAUUUCAAUGAAAAGCAAAACGAACUUAAUUCAUUCCGUUUGAGAAUCGAUGAAUUAUUGCAUGAAUUGAAUGAAACAAACCAGAAUGCCAUAAGUAAUGAACAGAAGAGGAUGGAUACCGAAUGGAGUUUAGGUGAACAUCGCCAAUGGCUCGCAGAUUCAAAGAAUAAGAUUGAUGAACUUGAAAAUAAGUUGCAAAUGAUUGGUCAAGAAAAUGAUAGCUUACGAGAAGAGAUUGAAAAAUUAAACAGUAAUAUCAGAACUUCAAAGAAGGCUAUUGAUAGCCUACAGAAAGAAAUUGGUGAUAAGGAUGAGCAACUUAAUUAUAUGUUAAAGCAGAAAAAUGAUGCUGAAUGGAAUGUUGGUGAACAACAGCAACUGUUAAAGAAUGCCAAUAACAGGAUCAACGAAUUGGAAUCUGUUUUGAAUGAAAAGAAUUAUUUCAUCGAAGAGCUGAAGAAGCACAAUGAGGAACGUUAUGUUUCAUUACGAUCUUAUAAUUCUAACGUUUUCAUUUUCAAAGUUAAUGAAUUGGCUGCUUUGCGUGUAAAACUUCAAGAUGCUGAGAAAGCACUUACUGAAACUCCAAGCCAAGAUAAAAUGAAGUAA